This is a messenger RNA of Cuculus canorus (common cuckoo), 9592 nucleotides long. It is a transcript of the gene ADGRG4, whose product is annotated as adhesion G protein-coupled receptor G4. Gene Ontology annotation, molecular function: G protein-coupled receptor activity. Gene Ontology annotation, biological process: adenylate cyclase-activating G protein-coupled receptor signaling pathway; cell surface receptor signaling pathway. NCBI's taxonomy places the organism in Eukaryota, Metazoa, Chordata, Aves, Cuculiformes, Cuculidae. The transcript has 24 exons. The record is from RefSeq and is a predicted model, not a curated record. Bases 439 to 3807 code for a protein of 1122 amino acids. Gene Ontology annotation, cellular component: membrane.
UGAAUCAGAAACAAGUGGAACUCUGCAGCUCAGUUGUUUCUUUCUCCUUUGUGUUUUAUAAUGCUCUGUGUUCCGGACUUUGCACUGGACAAAACUUAAUACAACCCUGUGACGUACCGCGGGCUGGAAGCAUAAUGAUUUGUUUCUUAAAUGUUAUUGCAAAACUCAACAAAUCAUUAUUGGAGCAAUAAAAGAGAAUGUCGGGAGCAGAGAUUUGUUAUCACAAAAGGUUUUCCAGGACUUAAGAAAUGCCAUUUCAGGACAGAAAUUGGUUGCUUUUCAUUGCCUGACCCACUGAAAUCACCACAACAUCCCACCUGAUUUUCUCUUCAUAUUUUCUUCACUGGUUUUUCGGCAUCUGACAGAAGAAGCAGUGUGGAGCACUUGGCAAAAAUCUACCUGGAUUUCUGUGCUACAGGGUGAGAACAUGCCUAAAGAAUGAAGAGGUUCACACGUGGCCCUGGACGGCACUCUUCUCACAAGGCUCUUUGUAUCUUGGUGGUUGCUGCUUGUCUUUUCCUCCCGGCAGAAACACGUUAUCUGCAUGGAAAAAGACUGGAUUUACUGGGAAGGACUGAUAAGUAUGUGUCUCUGAUCAACUACAGCAUCCCUCAGCUCUGUCAGUUCACUGUCUGCAUUGAUCUAAGCCGGACAGCUAAUGUCAGCUCCUGGGCAGCAUUUUCAUAUGACACUAAUGCCACCUCUGCUGAUAUAAAUGACCUAGAUCUUGGACUCUCUGGAGAAAACAAGAAGUUGAGACUGUAUUUUUUUGGCACCCUACGAGACAUUGAGAUUGAUCUGAGCCUUUUUGUGUGGUAUAGUGUGUGCUGCUUGUGGGACAGCACAAGACAACUCCUGGAGGUCUACUGCAAUGGUAAUCUUGUGCAUACUGAAAUGGUGGAAAUCGCUGAGUGCCUGAAACCGAACGGUAGCCUGGUGUUGGGUCAUCUGCACAAAAGAAAGGAUGGCUUUAUUGUUGGGGUAAGCAACAGCUUCAUCGGCAGCUUGUACUACUUCCAAAUGUGGGACCAUGUGAUGGGUCAAGAAGAGCUGCUGAACUGUGCCAUGGGCAAUAUUGUCAGAUGGAAGGAAGAGUACUGGAACUUCAGCAGCAUCCUUCCUGUUGCGGACCGUCACCUGCGCUGUGCUGGCUCAAGUGAAGCAUCUUCAACGAGGGCUCCUACGCUGUCCCCAUUACCUCCGACCAGUAGUACCAAUGGUACCAUUCCACUCAGCUUCUUUAACGUUGACAUGAACUUUUCUCUUAUCUACAAAACUGAGAGAGCUCCUGAUUACUACGAUGCAAGGAAGCUUCUUGAAAACUGGUUCAGUAUCAUAUUUACUGGAGAAGAAUUUGUUGUGACAAACUUUAAAGUCAGGGGUAAUUGUCCACAAAGGAACACCUACCAGAGGGUUCGUAUGAACGUAAAGCAGAUGUCACAAAGCUACGUUUGUAAGGCCAUUAUCAAAGCUGCAUCACUUGAAAAGCAAGAAAUUCUGACUCUCAAGAUUGAAGAGUUGUUGAACGACACUUAUGAAGAGGGACCAUUGUCCUUAUAUGUGAAACCUGAAGAUGUGGUUGUCAAGCCAAUAGCACUAAUGGAUUGUCCAGAAAGCUUUACACAGACAACUGGCAAAGGGAAUUAUUCCUGGCCACUAACAAGUCCAGCUACUAAAGUGGAGGUCAGCUGCAGGAAAAACCCUUUGCAGUCUGCUCAAAGGAGCUGUGCAAUUAAUAUUGAACUUGAGCAAGCUUUCUGGAGGAAACCAGAUAUGACUGAAUGUAAGUUACUGGAAGACCUUCCAAACAACAUUUUAGACCUCAAUGAUGUCAUGAUAACGGAAGAGAACGCACAAGAUGUUGUACAGCAUAUUUUACACCUCUUGCCAGAUGCUGCGCUGCAUAUGGAAGAAUUGGAAAUCAUUGCAAGUAAAAUUUCUGAUAUCGUAAGGCUUGCAGAUAUGAGCACGACACUUGCAGAGAAUGUGUUGUCUAUACUAAACUACAUUUUGCUGCAAGAAAUAGAAGAUCAGAACAUUAGAAAAAUGACCAAUAGUUUCCUGAAGACAACUGAAGAGAUUGGCUAUAAGGUGACUUACACAGGAAGAAAUAUGUCUGUCAUAACCAGUUCCCUGGCUUUGUUGGUGAUGCGUCCAGAUCCCAGCAUGUUUGGAGGACUGGCCUUUGGCAUUACCACCUAUGACAGAGGUGUGGAUCUCAAGAUCAACAUUCAAGAAAACCCUUUCCAAAAUGCUUUGGCCUCAGUGUUCUUGCCGACAACACUGAAGGAAUUCCUAGGGAUCCAGCACUCCGACCCAGAAAAGCAUUCGAAGAUCCAGUUUAAUUUUUUUGGGACUACUUCACUCUUUGCCGAUGACAGUUUAACAAAGAAGAGAUUGAAUACUUACGUUGUGGGUGCCAGUAUUGAAAAUGCAUCAAUUCAGAACCUAAAUGAGCCUGUGACCAUUACUCUUCAGCACAUAGACCAAAAUACGGGCAAUGCAGCAGUGCACUGUGCCUUUUGGGACUUUCAGAAGAACAAUGGACUGGGUGGUUGGAAUACAUCGGGGUGUGAAGUAGAAUAUACAGAUAUGAAUUACACAAUCUGUUUUUGUAACCAUCUUACCCAUUUUGGAGUCCUACUGGACUUGUCCCGGACAGAGAUAGAUCCCACACACGAUCGUAUAUUAACUGUGAUAAGCUAUGCAGGAUGUGGUGCUUCUUCCAUUUUUUUGAGUGUGACACUGGUGACAUACCUAGCCCUUGAAAAGCUGCGGAGAGACAACCCUUCAAAAAUCCUGCUCAAUCUUUGUGCUGCACUGCUGAUGCUGAACAUGGUCUUCCUCAUCAAUUCCUGGCUGUCCUCAUUCAACCAGCCAGGUCUCUGUAUCACUGUGGCUGUGCUCCUUCACUAUUUCCUUCUUGCAGCUUUCACAUGGAUGUGUCUGGAGUCUGUCCACUUGUACUUGGCUCUUGUCAAAGUUUUCAAUGUUUAUGUCCCCAAGUACAUCCUAAAAUGCUGUAUCGCUGGCUGGGGAAUACCAGCUAUUGUAAUUACUAUCGUGCUCAUUAUAAAUAAAGACUUCUAUGGCAAUGGAUCACUUUUGGAGAACAAUCCGCUCAGCAAUUUUUGCUGGAUUCAAGAGAACUUAGUGUUUUACACCUCUGUCGUGGCCUAUGUCUUCUUAAUAUUUUUGAUGAAUACAGCCAUGUUCAUCACUGUCCUCCUGCAAAUCCAGUCCAUGAAAUCAAGGACACAAGAGAGAUCCCGAUUCUGGAAACGGAGUUUUCUCCAAGACCUCAAAAGUGCUUUCAGCUUGAUGUUCCUUUUAGGCUUAACUUGGGGUUUUGUCUUUUUUGCCUGGGGACCAGUAAGGAUAUUCUUCUUGUACCUCUUCAGCAUUUUUAACACCUUGCAAGGGCUCUUCAUCUUCGUGUUUCAUUGCCUAAUGAAGGAAGAAGUAGUGAAGCAGUGCCGAAUACACUUUUGCUGUGGAAGAUUUCGUCUGAGUAAUUAUUCUGACUGGAGUGGGUCAAGUGCAACUUCUGGUUCUACACCAAGGCAUUCAAACCAGAAAUCACCAUCCCAGGCUUUGUGGAAUCUAAAUUGUAACAGAACAAGUUCAACUUCCAAUGGUUCAGAUUUCCCCUCCAGGACUCCUCCGGAUUUUAGGAUUGCUGAAGUUCAUUACAACCCCAGUGCUGUACCUCCAGAAGAUGGUGAGACCAAACAUCCUUUUUCACAAAGAAUACUGCCCAUGGAUACAGGGCUGCACUAUCCACAGAAAGCAAGAUUUUUUCAUUGAUAAUGGAUGUUUUCUUCUGACUGUCUAACGAUGGUUCUCUUUUGUGGCAUGCAGAAAUAAACACUGAUCUAGAUAAUUACUUCUAAUGUACAAUUAUCAUUCUGAACUCUAUUAUAGAGCUAAAACGUCCCAUGACUUAACUCUCUAGGCUUCAGUGGAGUGAAGGUACUGACCACAUAAGGAUUUGGUGUUUCCACGAUUAGCCCUCACGUGCAACAGAGACUGGAAACAUUCUCUUCCUCAUCAUUAGACCUUCUCAUAAUUUGUCCUCUUUUUUGUCCUCCUUACAUCCUUCUGCCAUCCCUCUGCUCCUUCUUCAUCUGAUACUUAUCCUCAGAAUCUAAUACUCAUCAUACUGACUUUCAAGGUUUUGAGCCUGUUGGCUGACUGUCUCAGGCGUGGAUGUCUAAGUUCCUCAGUCAGUACCUCUCCUUAAUUUUUCUGAGGUGGGCUUUGAUCAACUUAUACAUUAAGGAAUUGGAGCCAGCUUUCCAAGAUGUUCUUUUCAGUUGUAUGUUUUUAUUUUCAGAUGUGCUGACACUGCUGACUUGGACUUAGAUCUCUAAUAAGAUGUAGAUGUGUGUUUAAAUGUGAAGAAGUGUUGCCCAGUACCUUCAAAUGGAACAUGGAAACAAGAAAAAAUUAAAUCCCACCUAUUGUGGGUGCCCAUAUGUAUGACAUAGGGUUCAAAUUACCUCUCCUGCAAACAAAAAUAACCUAGAACACCAGCAGAUAAAAUUAUAGCUGCUUUGGAGGUGAUGAUUAAGAAAUUUGCCCUUUAGUAAUACUUUGCUAUGAAUACAGCAAAAGGUAAAGUCCAUUUCAUAACACCGCAAGAGACAUUUAACUUUCCUUUCCUACUAAAAAGGGGGUUUCUUUCAGCAAAUGUUUGAAUUGGUAACUUGCCUGCUCAACCGAAUCCUAGUUUCAGUUUUGAAUGCCAUUCUCUGUAUCAUUCAAGCAAAGAUUUUUUGAUGAUUGUUAAUACAGUAAGAUACUAACCUGUACUGAUGACAGGGAAGUAAAAAAAUGUAAUAGUGCUGUCUUACAGCUGGUGUGUACAAUAGCAAAUACAAAAGGUUCUUUCAUUCUGUGAAUAACUCCCACACAGCAAUUAAAGGGAAAAGAUGAAUAUUCCAACGUACAGUAGCUACAGCCAGCCUACUUGAAAUUAGACAGAUCACCUUCAGUGCCUUGGCUUUCUGGGAGAAACGUUAGCAUGGAAAACAUACAAACAAGUUCCACCUCAUACCUACUUCUUUCUAACUUGAAACUGCUUUCAAUGAGAAAGAAACGUAAUACAAAAUACAGUGCAGUAUGUCAGACAUUCAAACUAUCAUUUUCUGCUUGUAUUCUUUAUUUUCAUUAGUAACCUCUUUGUCCUACAAUCUGCUGCUGAAUACAAGUUUUCCCUGCUCUGCAGUGAGAAACAGGACACACUGUGCUGUGGUGCUGGGAGGUAAAGCUGUGCCUGACUCUCCCUGCCCCCCCUAACCUGGCUGUUGGACACCCAGAUGUCCUGGGAGAGGAAGGAAGGAAGCUGAGGAGGAACUGGGGGUUUAGUCCUCCCCCGAGUCCCUUUUACAUCAGUUUGUCUCUGCCAUGACAUCAGUAAGUCUAGGUGGAUGGACAGCGACCCUGUUUCCUUGUUGACCAUCUUGCUUUGAUGCUCACCAUCCUCCUUUGUGCAGUAAUUCUUUCUGCAUACACUCUGUAGGACAGAAGGUAAUAGUCCUAGAUUUAGACUAGACAGUAGGUAUCAAUUUCUAAUUUUAAGGAAGAUGGAAUUGCCAUCAUUGCAGGUCUUAAAAAACCCUCACGGGGAUAAGACAAAUAUCUGCCAGAAUUGGUGUAAGUUGAAUUUACCAUAGUGCAAAGGAUGGACUGGAAAAUGUGGUGAAAGUCCUCCCAACUCUAUUUUCUACUACUGUAAUUUAAAAUAAAAAGGCAGUGAAAAAGAAUCAAUAUGAGAGCAACAGGUGACUGGCGUUGUCUCCAUAGAGUAGACCUUAACUGUUUUGUCACAUUCCUGAUAAAAGAUGAAAUGUACCUUGAUUUUCUAAAGUUUUUGUUAAAUGCCCUCAUAACAUUUUAAAAUUCUUAAAAGCAACAAAGGUUUUCAUAAAAGCUGGACAAGUAGCAAGAAAAGUGCUGGAAUACUUAAGACUUCUCAGGUUGCCAGGAAAUUGCUGGAAAUGUCAACGUGUUUCCUGCUUUGGAGGUGAAAUGGCAGAAGAGCAAGCUGCACCGUGCAGAGUGAUGUCAGAUUUCCAUUCUUUCGUUUCUUUUUCUAUUCCAAAAGCAAAAACUGGAAGUAAAUUUUUAAAAACCUGUCAACUUGCUUAUGUAGAAUGCGAAGUGCUAUUUGUUCUAGGAAGGCGGUUAGCUCACUUCCACUCUCCAUCAUAUGUCUAAUGGCUUUUCCAGCUAACCGGUGUAUCAUUUAUGUUUCAAGCGUGGCAUUGUUUAGGUUGUCAGCCAGAAUGAAGAUACGUAAUUUUCUUUGGGCUGAAACAAUAUCUUCCGCACCAGCACCACUUCAUUUGCUCCUCUCCGACAUAUCUGCGCUAGCAAUCUGUCACGGCAUCGUGGAUUGAUGGUUUUCACAGGGAGAGGACAUGCACAAAGACAAAUCUAAUAAAAAAUUACUAUGCGCUUGUGAUUCACAUCCUAAUAAUUUUAAGUGAUGGGAACAGCUUCGGCAGCUCUGGCUUGCAUGUGACCUGACAGGUAGAGGUGCGUUACUGAUACAAACGCACCCUCCUCCCUGCAGUUUUGAUUGUAUCAGUUGACUCUGCUUGCUCUCUGAGAAAGCAGCAAUCUAAAAUCUAAAAGCUCCUCUAAGUCAUUCUUAUUUACUCCUAGAUUACUUAUUUUUAGUGAUACCUACACCAGGAAAUGUGUGUUCUAAUUUAGACCAACGAAAGAAGAAUUUCUGUAAGUAUAUUUAUCUAUGAAGACAAUUAUUUGAUGUCAGAUCUCAGUGGGUUGUUAACAAUAGAUUAGACAAUGCAAAAGAAAUAACAAGUGAUAGUAAAAUCACCGCAGCAGCUGCGGUGACUCAAGCAAAACCCUCCUCACUCCCAUGCUGCUAUUUAGACUGGCACUAACCUCAACCACCCUUCGUACCAAGUAAGCCUGUGGAUGCACAUCCAAGGUCUAAGCAGCUCACCCAACAGUCCCUGGAGAGUUUUACCAUCUCCACGCACACAAGCAGCUAAAGCUGCCUUCUAGCUCAAUGAAUACACAGCUCUUUGAUUGCCAUGUGAUAGAUCAGAGAAUGACAGUUAAAGGUCAGGGCAGCUUGUUAAAGUUUUUUUCUGACAGCUGAUGAGCCUACAGUACUGGCUAGCAAUACAGGUUAGCAAUACCUACGCCCAAGAUGUAUAAUUCAUUCUAAAUUUAGCAGGCAGUUAUUAUUGGGACAACGAAAGAAAUGUCAUCGUGGGAAAUGAUUUGAGAUUAAAAAUCAAAAUACUGGCAAGAUAAUUACCUGUUGCGUAAGAUGAUUGUUAAGCCUUAAUGCACAGUACUCUGUGGUUUUAGGUAUCAGAAAGUAUUUAGCAUGUAAUGGCACUCUAAUGGUUCUAAAUUAUAUGCAUCAUUGAGAGUUUCAAGGGUGCCCAAAGGAAUUGUUCUUGCUAUAUUACUUCAUUGCCUGAUUGUUCCAGUAAUGGAAGAAAUUCAAGGAUACAUUCUAGUGUUUAUUUUUCUCUCUUUUCUGAGAAAUAACACUGGUAUUUCACUGGCCAUUCCCACAGUGAAACCGACUGAGGAAACUCUUGGAAAAGGAAAUUGGAAGGGAUGCAAGAAUUGCAAAACAGGAUAAAUGGUAUCUGGAGCCAUUGAUUAAUGACGGCAUUAGAGAUCCUAUGGCAGGCAGACUUAAGUCCACUGGAUAGUCUGGAUUUAGACAUUGUAACCAAAUCAGAAGCUAUUUUCUUUAAGAAAGAAGAUCUCCCUUUUGCUGCUGUAUUACUGAACGCUGCUCCUGACAGCUCAUGCGAACUGCCCUUCGUAACACUGAGGGCUGGGAUGGCGUUUGUUUUGCCCUAGACCUAGCAGUAAGUCUUGUGGUAUUUGAAAGUGCUCUUCUUUAGUUCCAGAAAAACAGGGACACAGUUCCAACCAAAUAUUACUGCAGGAUUUGAUGCCCUGAGUUUCAACGCCUGCACAGCUCCCUCUGCCCUUGGUGUAGAAUCAACUCCACAGAGGUAUUAGGGAAAAAGCCCAGUAGUAAACCAAUGUAUUUUCUCCUAAAUGAGUAGUGUUUGACAACAAAUGAUGGCACUGCUGCGAAUGUGGCACAGCCUGUGAAAUUGGUGUUAAAGCAUCCUUUUAAUAGCUCAGUAGUUGUUUUGUCUCCAGCUGCUGAGGACACUGAGCGAUGGUAAAAAUAUCAAAAUACACAAUAGAGAAGAUGUUCCCACUUAGUGGUGUAAAACAUCAGAUUGACAGACACUGAAACCAAGCUCUUAUGUUCACAAGUGAAGAAAUCCAUCACAGGCAGUGCCUUACGCAAUCUGUCUCCCCAUUGCCUGGCACUUGUACCUCUGAAACGGGUGUCUGGCAAGGUGGGGAGGUGAUGUUCUCUCUGUUUAGGGAUGGACUCAGGUUUAGCACAGCAAUCACUCGUUCUGGUUCUUGUAGAAGGACAGAGCAGAACUGGAAACAGCCCUGAUGUGUUAGUAAUUUGCUCUAAAAGUGGACCACUGUCUCUGACACCAACGCUUACUCUGGGUGUGCAAUCAGGCUUUCCCAUCUAAUAUUUGCCUGUCGGAAUGCUAGAAAAGGGACUGGGAAUAGUGACACAAGUCAUACAGCCCCUCAAAUGACUGUUUGAUAAAAGCUUCGUUCUUACUAUUGAUGUGAGCUACAGCACUCUUUAUCCCCUCAUCUUGCCAUUAUUUGUCCUGCUGAUGGCAAUUUCUAUUUAAAGAGAAGAUACUGAAGCUGUAAUACAGAUGCAAGUCAGAAACGAGACAAUUACAUGCAUCUACCCCAAGAAUGCUGUCUCCAGAGUAGGGAAUCCUCCCAACACAAAGGUGGCAAAGCCAGUUCAGAAAACACUGUGAAGAAAAUUAUAUUUCAGGUAACAUAAUUCUAGUUAGAACUGCAGAGCCUAGCUUAUAAGCUGGAAUUGUUCACGGACUCCGGGUGGGGACUUCUUGACAGAGGGGCAAAAACCCUUCCUUCAUCUUUAUGUCAAAAGAAGGUGACCUAAAAGGAAAGCUAGAACUUGCUGGAACAGAAAGAUUUACAUUUAUUUGGGUAGACUGCUAGACUUCACUCCAGGUAGGAGCAAGAGGAAUGUGCCUGUGGUGACCCAGCAGCAGCGUCCUGCUCUGUGCUGGACAGCCUGAGAAUGUGAACAGCAAUCCGGUUCGUCUGUAGACGAGAACUUGACCUGAGAAAAGCCUUUUGUAAGAGAGGAUGCCACAACAGAGUCUACCAAAAUUGAAGACUAAGAUAGACAAGCUGUUCGGUCUCUCUCUGCCGUUAAUACUUGAAGAACAUAAACGUCAAUUCACUCAGCAGAGAGACGGAAAAGAUACACCAGCCAGAAACAACCAGAUGGCAAAAUUGCUAUGAGAGACAAUUAAAGCAAGGGUUGAAAAUGAGUUUGUGAUGUAAAAGAAGAAUUAAGACAACUAAAUAGAUCUAUGCAGAAAUUAUACAAAUAAAGACCUAAGAAAGCAAGUUGAAAUAAUCCUAAAAAAAACCCCAUGCUGUCUAACAUAGCCGUAGUUCACUGCUUAUCAGUUUCCUACCACUCCAGCCACAU